AUGGAUGAACGAAAGAAGACUGCUCUCAUUGCUUACCGCAAUAAAAUGCGGGACCAUGACAAGAUGAGCGAGAACUUAAAGAAACUUAGGUUUACUGGCAAGGAUCUGGAGAAAGAAUUCGCCAAGACUGAGGAGGACAUCAAGGCGAUCCAAUCCGUGGGCCAAAUCAUCGGCGAAGUGUUGAAGCAACUGGAUGAUGAAAAAUUCAUUGUUAAAGCAUCUUCUGGUCCACGAUACGUUGUUUCUUUCCGGCCUACAUUGCCCGUGUCCAAACUGAAGGCUGGUACCCGAGUCAGCCUCGAUAUGACGACCUUAACAAUAAUGCGGAUACUUCCACGUGAAGUCGAUCCGCUAGUCUAUAACAUGAGCCUUGAGGACCCAGGAGGAGCGUCUUUUGCUGGUAUCGGUGGUUUGGGCGAACAAGUCCGGGAGCUACGAGAGGUCAUCGAGCUUCCUCUUAUGAACCCCGAACUUUUCCUUCGUGUGGGCAUUAACCCCCCCAAGGGAGUACUUUUAUACGGUCCCCCCGGAACUGGAAAGACGCUGCUUGCACGAGCUGUCGCAGCAACCCUGAGCACCAACUUCCUCAAGGUCGUCUCUUCAGCAAUCGUUGACAAAUACAUUGGUGAAUCAGCACGCCUAGUACGGGAAAUGUUUGGUUAUGCGAAAGAGCAUGAACCUUGUAUUAUCUUCAUGGACGAGAUCGAUGCGAUUGGUGGUCGACGCUUCUCCGAAGGAACCAGUGCCGAUCGUGAGAUUCAGCGCACGCUUAUGGAACUGCUGAAUCAGAUGGACGGCUUCGAUACAUUGGGCAAGACGAAGCUUAUUAUGGCUACCAACCGUCCGGAUACGUUGGAUCCUGCACUGCUGCGUCCAGGUCGCUUGGACAGAAAGAUCGAAAUCCCUCUGCCAAACGAACAAGCACGUCUUGAGAUUUUGAAAAUUCAUGCGGCUCCGGUAAACAAGAGUGGCGAAAUUGAUUAUGAGGCUAUCGUCAAGCUCUCUGACGGCUUUAACGGUGCUGAUUUGCGUAAUGUGGUGACAGAGGCGGGCAUGUUUGCAAUCCGGGACGAUCGGGAGUAUGUUACCCAAGAAGAUCUAACGAAGGCUGCAAGAAAGGUUUCGGACGCAAAGAAACACGAAACCAAAAUGGAGUACACCGCGCAAUAA
Messenger RNA from Rhizoctonia solani, 1170 nucleotides. RefSeq names its product AAA family ATPase. Gene Ontology annotation, biological process: positive regulation of RNA polymerase II transcription preinitiation complex assembly. NCBI's taxonomy places the organism in Eukaryota, Fungi, Basidiomycota, Agaricomycetes, Cantharellales, Ceratobasidiaceae. Gene Ontology annotation, molecular function: proteasome-activating activity; ATP hydrolysis activity; ATP binding. The coding region runs from base 1 to 1170 and encodes 389 amino acids. The record is from RefSeq and is a predicted model, not a curated record. The transcript is spliced from 8 exons. Gene Ontology annotation, cellular component: cytosolic proteasome complex; proteasome regulatory particle, base subcomplex.